AUGGAAGCUUUGGAACAAAUGCCCAACUAUGUGAAGUUUUUGAAGGAAAUUUUGACAAAGAAUAGGAGACUUGGUGAAUUUGAAACAAUGGCUUUGACUGAAGGUUAUAAUACUAUUUUGAAGGAUAAAAUUCUUCCAAAGUCGAAGGAUCUAGGCAGUUUCACAAUUCCUUGUUCUAUUGGUGGUAGAGAUGUGUUAGAGAGAUGUGAAGAAACAAAUUUUGUGCUUAAUUGGGAAAAGUUCCAUUUUAUGGUGCAAGAAUGCAUUGUGUUGGGUCAUCGGAUUUCUAACAAAGGCAUUGAGCCUCUUUGUUCUUUACUUGAGCAAAAUCAAGCUUUUGAGUUCACCAAUGAGUUUCAAGAGACAUUUGUGACUUUAAAGAAGGCUCUUGUAUCUGCCCCUAUUAUUGUAGCUCCCAAUUGGUCCCUUCCUUUUGAGAUAAUGUGUGAUGCUAGUGAUUUUUUUGUUGGUGUUGUACAUGGCCAAAGAAAAGAGAAGUUUAGAGCUUACCGUGUUGGGACUAAAGUUGUGGUGUACACAGACCAUUCCUCCAUUAAAUGUCUUAUUGUGAAGAAGGAUGCCAAACCAAGACUCAUUCGUUGGGUGUUGCUUCUUCAAGAAUUUGAUUUGGAAAUUCGUGAUAGAAAAGAAACGGAGAAUCAAGUGGCUGACCAUCUUUCUAGAAUUGGAGAUGAUACUGAGGAGAAUUUAGAGCAGCCAAUUAAAGAGACAUUUCCCAAUGAGCAACUCUUGGUGGUGAGACAAGUUUCAAUGCCAUGGUAUGCUGAUUUUGUGAAUUAUUUGGUGAGUGGGAGGACUCCACCUGAUGUGAAGGGCCAACAACUUAAGAAAUUCUUUAAUGAUGUGAAGUUUUAUUAUUGGGAUGAACCAUUUCUUUAUAAGCAAUGUUCAGAUCAAGUGAUGAGGCGUUGUGUUUCAGAAUAUGAGGGCAUUGACUUCAUGGGACCUUUCCCUCCUUCUUUUGGGAACUUGUACAUUUUGGUGGCUGUAGAUUAUGUAUCAAAAUGGGUCGAAGCGAUAUCAAGUCCCACUAAUGAUUCUAAGGUAGCGAUGAAGUUUUUGUAUAAGCAUGUGUUCACUCGCUUUGGCACUCCAAGAGCUCUUAUUAGUGAUGAGGGUACCCACUUUGUCAACAAAAUAUUGGCUGCCCUUUUAGCCAAAACGACUUUCAAAACCCCUUUGGGAAUGUCACCUUAUCGUUUGGUUUAUGGGAAAGCUUGCCAUUUUCCCGUUGAGUUAGAGCAUAGGGCACAUUGGGCCACCAUGAAGCUAAAUAUGGAUCUCCAAGCUGCUGGAGAAGCUCAGAAGUUGCAAUUGAAUGAGCUUGGGGGGAUGAGGUUGUUCUCUUAUGAAAAUUCUAAGAUGUAUAAGGAGAAAACCAAGAGGUGGCAUGACAAGAGGAUUCGACCUCGAGUCUUUGAAAAAGGGCAGUGGGUUUUGCUCUUUAACUCGCAUUUGAAGUUGGUCCAUGGCAAGUUGAAGUCCUGUUGGUCAGACCAAUUCACUGUGAUGAAAGUUUACCCCUUUGGAGUUGUUGAUGUGUGA
Messenger RNA from Humulus lupulus (European hop), 1566 nucleotides. RefSeq lists its product as uncharacterized. The coding region runs from base 1 to 1566 and encodes 521 amino acids. The record is from RefSeq and is a predicted model, not a curated record. Lineage: Eukaryota; Viridiplantae; Streptophyta; Magnoliopsida; Rosales; Cannabaceae. Gene Ontology annotation, molecular function: nucleic acid binding. Gene Ontology annotation, biological process: DNA integration. The transcript has 6 exons.